UGGGGGAAGUUUGCGGUGGUCCAUGGGGGAGGCCGUGGGGCCCGCCGUGAGCCGCUGCUGCGUGCCCUGGCCGGCGGGAGAGGGCAGAGAGGGAGGCAGCCAUCCCCCAGGGGGCGGCUGAGAAGCAGAGCAGGCCCCGCUACCGAUGUGAUGGUCUGUGUCUCUGGUGUGUGUCAUUUCCAGCUGACUGGUAAAGAUGGAGAAGGGGAGAGGAGGAGGUGGAGGAGGAAGGAGCCUGGGAGGCUCCGGCCUGCACAGGAGCGUGUACUCCCAGUCUCAGCAGCAGUAUCAGUACUCGGCCUCCUCUCCAGGGGGCUGCAUGGAGAUCCAGGAGCUGGCCUCCAAGAGGGUGGACAUCCAGAAAAAGCGAUUUUACCUGGAUGUGAAGCAGAGCUCCCGAGGGCGCUUCCUGAAGAUAGCAGAGGUCUGGAUAGGAAGGGGGAGGCAAGACAACAUCAGGAAAAGUAAACUGACUCUCUCCUUGUCUGUGGCGGCCGAGCUGAAGGAUUGCCUGGGUGAUUUCAUUGAACACUAUGCCCAUUUGGGCCUAAAAGGCAGCCAUAGUCAUAGACAUGAGCACAGUAAUGGCAAAGAGCAGGAUCUGAGGAGGCGGCAGCCGCAUCAUCCGCCUUCCCCUCCCACAUCUGUUGGAUCUGAAGAACAUCCCCAUAGUGUCCUGAAAACUGAGUACAUAGAAAGAGACAACAGAAAAUAUUACUUAGAUCUAAAGGAGAAUCAGCGUGGGCGCUUCCUAAGGAUUAGACAAACUAUGAUCAGAGGACCUGGCAUGAUAGGCUAUUUUGGCCACAGUUUGGGACAGGAACAGACUAUUGUCCUUCCGGCGCAAGGGAUGAUUGAAUUCAGGGAUGCUUUGGUCCAGCUAAUUGAAGAGUACGGUGAGGGGGAUAUAGAGGAACGAAGAAGUGGGGGUGAUGAGCCCCCUGAACUUCCAGAGGGGACUUCCUUCAGGGUGGACAACAAGCGAUUCUAUUUUGAUGUGGGAUCCAACAGUAAUGCUGUAGGUUACAGACUUGGACCCUAGUUCCACUGAAGUGAGUUGGAGUUCUGCCAGUUAUUUCAAUGGAAACAGGACUGGGCCAGUUUCCUUAUACAGUGUCUGGUGUUUCUAAGCAUUCCCAGAGGAGAUUACCUGCAGUCUUUUCCACAAGUUCGAGAGGCACAACUGACACAGUCUUCACUGCUUGCCAGCUGGAGGAAAAAAUGCCAGGAACAGCAUAAACCUCUCUAUGUGGCCUUCUUUGACCUCACAAAAGCCUUUGAUUCUGUCAACCAAGAAGCACUGUGGAGGGAUCCUUCUGAAGUUAGAUGCCCACCAAAAUGCACCACCAUUCUUUGCCUGCUCCAUUACAAUAUGUGAGUGGUGGUUCUCAGUAAUGGAUCUAUCACAGAUCCCUUUGAGGUUAAGAUGGGAGUUAAGCAAGGCUGCAUCAUCACUCCAACACUCUUCUCGAUACUAUUUCUUACUGCAAUGGUACAUCAGACCACCAACAAGCUUCCCGUCGGAGUGGAGCUGAACUACUGAAUGGGUGGUAAACUGUUUAAUCUCAGCCAAGUCUGAGCCAAAGCCAAGACCACCCCAACCUCAGUCAUCAAGCUUCAGUGCACUGAUGAUGCUGUGGUAUGUGCUCGCUUAUCAGCAUCUUUACCAAGGCAUACAAGAUAAUGGGGCUAAUGUUUAACAUUCAGAAGACUAAGGUCCUCCAUCAACAAGCUCUUAAUGAGCAGUCCCCAGCUCUGGAAAUUCUGAUUUACAAUGAGUAUUUCCUGUACCUCAAAAGACCUCUCUCAGAAGACUGACAUUGACAAAGAAAUCCAACAUUGCCUUAAAAGUGGAAGUGCAGCCUUUAGGUGCUUGAGGAAAUGGGUAUUCAAAAAUCAUGACAUCAGAUCCAAAACCAAGCUCAUGGUUUAUCAAGCAGUCAUGAUCCCACCUUAUUAUAUGGGGCUGAAACAUGAACAAUGUACAGGGGACACCUCAAGUUGCUGGACAAAUACCAUUAAUGCUGCCCACAGAAGAUCCUUUGAAUCCAGUGGGAAGUCAGACGCACCAACAUUAGUGUCCUCUUGCAAGCAAACACCACAAGCAUUGAGGCAAUGAUCAUUGACAACAACUUCACUGGGCUGGCCACACCAACUAGAUUUCUGACUCCAGACUCCCAAAGCAAGUUUUAUUCUCCCAUCUCAUUCGAAGUGUACGCUCAAAAGGAGGGCAGAAAAAGUGUUUCAAAGACAUCCUCAAGGCUAACUUGAAAAAAUGAACAUCAACUUGUGGGAGACUAUCGCCCAGGACCAUGCCAAAUGAAAGAAGAGUCUGCUGCAAGGAUCUCAGUAUUUUGAAACCUUAUAAUGACAACAGGAGAUGCAGAAACAGUGCAUCACAGACCAAAUCAAGAAUCCAGAGCCAGUCACCCCGCACAGAAACCUGUACCCGAGUUACAAGGUUUUUUUCAAUCCCGGAUCAACCUCAUCAGCCGUCUUGGGACCCGGAGAUCAAGCAAUCGUGGAAGACAAUCAUAGUUGAAUGCAAGGAAGUGCCAAUAAUGAUUUCUAAGCAUUCCCAGAGGAAAUUAUCUGCAGUCUUUUCCACAAGUUCUUCAUCUGCCACUGUUCUCUGUUCAGGCAGUAUGGUCUCCUAUUUUUCAAAAAGGAGAUAAACUGCUAAAAUAUCAGUAAAAUUUCAUUUUUUUGAUCAAAGUUUUAGUUAAUGUUUGUUCAGCACUUUGGUGUUAAGAUGCACAACGUGUUGGCUGAGCUGCCUUCUAGUUUUAACAAAGAUUUCAAGACUGACAAAACCAUUAGAUUAUUUAGUUAGACCUGUUUAAAACAAGCCAGAUAAUUUAAUUUAACCUAAGAUCUUUGUUGAGCCUGACAACGUAUUUGGCAAAAGCUAGGGUUACCAUUAGGGUUACCAUAUUUCCAGUUCCAAAAAAGAGGGCACCUGUUGGGGGGAGGCACCUCCCUCCCAACCUGCAGCCCCUUGCCCCUGCUGCUGCCCCUCACUCCCAACCUGUAGACCUUUGGCCCUGCCAGUUCCCCUCACUCCCAACCCAACCCACAGCCCCUGUAGGCCAUGCUGGUGUUCGUUGCUCCUGACCUGCAGCCCCCCCCCCAUCCUUUCUGGUGCCCCUCACUCCCAACCCACAGUCCCCUGACGCUACUAGUGCCCCACACUCAACCACAGCCUGGUGCCCCUCACUCCCAAACUGCAGCCCAACCCUGCCAGAGGGGGCCCUCAGCUGCUCCUGUUCCAACUGGGCCAGAGCACAGCAGCUCUGACUUGUACAGGCAACGGUGGAGGGAGUCUGGCCCCUGUGUGGGCUGGAGAGAGGACAUGGGGAUGCCUGUGGCACCCCCACUCUAGGAUGGGGCUCCUGCACCAUGCCAGGCAGCCUGGCCAUGCCCCCUCUGGGCAAUGUCUGCCGGCUGUGCCGCCCCUGCCUGGCUGCAUGCCAGCCACACACACGCGGGGCACCCCCUGCCUCCAGUCACCCUCCCCCUUCUCCCAAUAGUGGAGCAGAGUGAAAUCUCAAAUGUUUGUUCAGAUUUAAAAAACACCAAGACAGAGAUCAGAGGACCCAAAAAGAGCACAUGUCCGGGGAAAACCCUGAUAUGUGGUAACCCUAGCAACAGCGUAACUUGUUUGACCAUCUAGUUGUAAUCCAAAGACAUCAAGGAGGAAGAAUCUGCCACUUGCUUUGGUAUUUUGUCCCAGUGGUUAAACAUCUGACUGCUUUAGAAAAAAAAUCAAUUUAGAAAUAUGACACUUUUUUAAAAUCUAGAUCUUCUAGCUGUCGGUAGUUCAUUUGACUUUUUUUACAACAUUUAAAACCUUUAAUAUUAAGUAUUUUUCUACCUGUAAAGAUGUUUAUGUGCUAUGGUGAAGAUGCCUUGUGAUUUUCUUGAUUGAGUGAAAGACCAGUCUCCCUCUAAAGCAUUUACUGUUGUCUUCAAACAAUUUUGUGAUUCUUUCUGCACCCUCUCCAUUUUUUCAAUAUCCUGUUUAAAAUGUGGACAUCAGAACUGGAAACAAUAUUCUUUUAGCAGUCUCAUCACUUUUAUUGCAGCAGUUAAAAUCACCUGCCUGCCUCUUCCUUGCUCCUUUGCAGUUUUCUGCUUUGAAGUAUUUGGUUGAUAAUGGCAGCUGGUCAUUAGAAGUCUGAAAGGAACCAAUACAUUGAAAACUGAUAUGCCAGGCAGUCUGCCCCAUGUUCAUACUGUUUUGUGCUGUUGCUUGUUAGUAUAACACUAAUCGAGAUCAGGCUCCUUUGUGUUAGGUGCUAUAUAUACAUAUACACUAAAAUCUCUGUUAUCUGGCAUGAGUGGGGAAUGGGGGGUGCCAAUACGCUGAAAGUGCUGGUUACCUGAGCCACAGGGUUUUUGGCCGGAUGUGGAGUGGGGAUGGUGGCUGCACACAAAGUGGCAGUGGUCGCGGCUGCUGCGUGCAAGUUUUCCACCCCCUCCCCUUGCACAGCAGGAGGCAAACUGGCACGGUGCAGUGCCACGUGCGUCCUGUUGCUUGCUGUGCAGUGCAGCACAGCGCCGAAAUUCUGGUUAAUAAGAUAUUCCGGUAGGUGAAGUACCGGAUAACAGAGAUUUUACUGUAGUAAAAAAGAAUUCCUAUCUUAAAGAUGCCUGAUGAAUCCACUUUUGGCUUACAAACCUGAUUAGAGCAUGACACAGCUUGUUACAAGUUUCAUAGAUCCCUGUGUUGUUUGAAUUGAGUCCCAGUUUAUAGCAAGCUGGUGCUUUCUUGCUUUGCUUCCAUCCUCUGGAUCAAAGCUGCUUCGUGUUGAGCUGCACUCAGUGCCAGAUGUUCUCUCCAGAUUGAUGUUAAAGAGUUUAUAAUCAGCAAAACAUAACAUUGAGGAAAAAGAACAAUUGUCUCAUUUUACAGGUGAGAAUCCAAGACACAGUGUAAUUCCGGCAAUGCUGUCUUCAGCACACCAUCAUCCUUCCUGACAGACCUGCCAAGACAAGAACAGUUUGAAAAAUAUUAGUCCUUUGGUGGGAAACUUUCAAAGACUAUCAGUUGUUGCAAGAAGUGGUGAUUAGAGUUGUCACUCAUCUCUCUGAGUUAGUACUUGACUUGUGAUUGAAUCAUUAGUGACAGCCAUUGCAAACAGAUUGUAUUGGAGAGCUGUUUCUGUAAGUGCUGUUUCUUGAAACAGAUCUGGACCAUUUACUGUGGUCAGAUACCAUUGCUUUUAGCGAUAUAAAAAUUAAUUCCUGGUUCCUGGCUAAAUUUUGAUUUGGUUAAUUAUAUUCUACCAAACUAAUUUCCCCCAGCAUUUUCAGUUGUAUACAAUUCUCUUCCUCUUUCCACCCUGAAAUUCAAGCUAGUACUGUUACAUUUAGUUAAAAAACUGUUGAAUUUCAUCCCAAAAGCUGUAGUAUUUUGUAGUAGGUAGAGCAAUCUCCACACUCCCCUUAUCAAUCACACUUACUGGGACACAUGCAUAUUAUAAACAUUAAUAAAACACUUUACAUACAAGAGCAGGGGCCUGAACUUAAAGACUUUGGAGGUCUGUUCCAACUCUGUGCCCUACUUUUCUAUCACCAAGGGAGUCAGUACACAAGAACAAUGAAUGAAAAGUAGAUCUUUUUUAUUUUAGUUGUGCACAGUUAUUUUAGAACAGCAAUAAAAUUCUACACUUUCAAAGAUGAAACAGUUUAGCAGUUCCAGGACAUAAGGUAUGCAUAAGAAUACAGUCCAUCCAAGACCCGAAAGCAUUAUUUUUCUGAAGAUGAACUGAGGGAUUGACCCUGCAAACUCACAGCUUACAGUAUUCUUAAUGAUACCAUUGGGAAUUCUUUUGGAAUUGGGUCAAAAUGCAAUUGCUAUACUAUCUAUAUAACAGUUGUCUCAUUAAUUAGUAACAGCUUUUUUUAAGAAUAUUUACAUUUUUUAACAAUUGAGCAGAAAAUUGGUAAGACCACAGAGGAUGAAGGAAACCAUUACCUGAAAUUGGUUUUAUGCUACACCAGACUUAUUAUCUUUGCAGUAAACUGCAUGUAAUUAAAAAAAAAAAAAAAAAAAGGUCCCUAAUGGCCUUAUGCUUUUUGGUAAAGAAAGAUCUCAAAUUUCUUCUGAUAUUCUACAGUAUAUUUCAUAGAGGAAUCACUUUAUAUAGCACUGGAAAAUAGCAUUUAUUUGUGAAGUGCAAGUGCCUUCAACUUCUGGUCACAAAAACUGAGUAGUCUUUGUGCCUGAAAGCGUGUCUAACAUAGCUCCCAACUAUGCGGUUGGUCUAACAAAAGAUAUCACUAAAAUGUCUUGCUUCUUGCAUAUUUCCUGGACCAUUAUGGCUUCAAACCACAUUCUAAACUUGCUGAUAAAGUAUUCUUGGAUAAAAUGUGCUAUUUUUUAACCAUUUAUAUGUGUUAAAAGUUCACAUAAUGACAGAGAGCAAAACAGGUAGAAAGCACAAAUUUGACCUAGUCUUGCCCUUUAUGGGCGCAUCCAGUCGAGCAUGGAGGUUUGGUUCCCUGGGGAGAAGUAACAGUAGCGCACCUUGUGCCACCGUUACUUGUCCCCAGGGAACGCCUGUGCCAUGCGUGCUUUGGCACGUGGCAAGUUACCCUGGGUGGGGUAGGGGAGGCUGGGACCAGCACUGGGCUGGCCCCAGCAGCCUUACCUGAGUCCUGGGGGCCUCCCGGGGCUGCAACAGAAGAGAUUCUGGCUUGGAGAGCCUGGCCAGCAACUACAGCACAGCUCUGGGCAGCCCAGCUUUGCUUUUGAGCAGUGCACCCUGCCUGUGCGUUUGCUGCUCCACUUUUUUUCUGCAGGUUUUUUUGACCUCUGGAUAUCCCUUGCAGCGCUCCCUUGCAGCAGAGAACAUCUAAAUGUGCAGUAUGUGGUGCUGCAGACAUGUUUGUGGUGCCACAUACCAUAUGGCCUCGCUCAUCUGAAUGCGGCCUAUGUGUUCUUUCAUCAUUGUAAGUCAACAAUGAAUGUAAUGCAUCAAGAUUUGUCUGUAUGACAGUGAAGGGAAGCUUUCUGAUUAACACGUUAUUAAUUUUACUUUUUAACUUUAAUUAUAGGUAUUUGCAAAUUAUUAAAGUCUAGUUAAAAGAAUACAAAAGUAAACUGUGAAAACAGUUUUGAUAUUUAAGUUCUGAUACUCCUGAACAUUCAGUGUAAACAGUGUUUGAUUCUUAAAAAUUGAAAGCUAAAAACAGUGUUAGUAAAAAUGUUAUAUAAGAAAGUAAAACUGUAAAUUGCGAGUGCCUUUUUAGUGCUUAUUGUGAAAAUGAAUUUAAACAUAUUCCAGAACUUAUUUGUAAUAUUGCUUUCAGGGUUGUCAGGAAAAUGCAACCCACAUUGUUUUAGUUAAAGGCUGCAAAUGUAGCCCAAUUAGUGGUUCUUUUCAAAUGGUUUCUAACAAUGAAAUGCCAUUACAUUUUUUAUGAAUGUUCUAAUCUUUGAGUAUUUGGUAAAUCAAGUGUGUAGGUAAGUAUAUACGUGAAAGAGGAUAGAGUCAUGAGGUGUGAUAUGGUACAAAGCUUUUAUCAGUAUGGCCUAGAGAUUACCUUCUGAAUGAAUUGAAUUAGUGCAAUCUAUCCCAUAUGUGCACCGGUAAAACUUGUACCCCAUGCCACCACAUAUACAGUAACACGCAUUAUUUUAGGAGGGUUUUAGAAUGUAUAGAAGCUAUACUGGGACUAGUGUUGUAUCCUUCACACUGCUAAUACCAGAUUAGUUAAUAACCACUUGUGUAAGUUUCUAGGGCAGUGAUUCUCAACCUUUUUUAGAUUUGAGGCAUCCUUCAGAAAAUGCUAACUCCUAGUUUCACUUGUUUUUUGAUGCCUAAAUAAUCAUAUAGCAGUGUUUCUAUUCCAAAGAACUCAGAAAAACCACAACAUUUCAAAAUAUUUUUAACACUAUGAAUUCCUAUUUGAAAUCUCUGAAUAUCUUGUGAAUAAUAUUUGCUCACCGAAAAUUGCAUGGUACUCUUGCACCCUUGAAAGGAUUUCAAGGCAUCCCAGGAUGCUGCAGGUUGAGAAUCACUUGUUCUAGGGCUAUGGAAGUCCUGUUAAAUUUUUUAAGUUACAUUUUAGAUGCACCUUCCUCAUAGAAACAGUCAUGACUUAAAAAUCUACGGCCUGUAAGUUUAUAUAAUGAGUACCUUGUAAUAACAGAAAUAUGAGAUGAUAGCUUCCCAGUGAGAUGUGUAAGAGUUGUCUGUAGCCUCACAUAGCUCCAAAAUCACUUACAUUAAAGCAAUAUUCAAAUAGAGGCAGCAUGUUCCUCUUCUGAGGCUCAGGCAGGUGUCAUGGGAUGGGAAAUAGAAAGAAAAUGUUUCCACGGCAGGUGACUCUUAUUGUAAAUAGCAGCUGUCUGAAGCAGUUGAGGAGAUUGAAAUGUUAGAAGUCCUGGAAAGUAGAGAGCAGAUGAGGCAAAUAAUCAUGACAAAUUAAUAUAUCAAGUGGCUCUGUUGUUUAGCAUGUGGACAUCCACAUACUUUUUGUGGAUAAGUAUUUGCCCAUCCAGCCUGCCAGCCAAAAAGGUGGAGCACCACGGGCCUAAUGUUACAUACAUGGAAUCAUAGGGCUGGAAGGGUCUGUCACCAGUCAUCUAAUCCAACCCUCUGCACAGAUGCAGGAAUGCACUAUUCCUAAGGCAUCACAGAGAGGUGUCUGUCCAGCUUGUCUUGAAAAAUCUGCAGCAAAGGAGAUUCCACAGCUUCCCUGUGCAGCUUGUUCCAUUGACUUAUUGCUCUUGGUCAGCAGUUUUUCCCCUGAAAUUUAAUUUAAUUUAAUUUAAUUUAAGUCUGAUUUGUUGCAGUUUAAAUCCCCUGCUUCAUGGCCUGCCCUCUGCAGCAAGGGAGGACAGUUUCCCUCUUUUUUUAUGGCAGCCUUUCAAAUAUUUGAAACUCCAUUGUACCCUCCUUAAUACCUUUUUUGCAAAACAAAUGCCCCUUGUUUUCUUACAGGGGUGUAGGUUUUCUUGUUUUCUUAACCAUUCCUCAUACAACUUACAUUCCACCCCCCUUUAUCUCUGCUCACAUUUAAAUCCUCCCACUUUUUUUCCAUCAUUCUUAAGUUAUGGUGCCCAGAACUGCACACAACUCCAGCUGAAGCCUAACCAGCACCAAGUUACUAUUAUCUCCUGUAUGUUACAUACAACAUUUAGAUUAAUACAACCCAAAAUUUCAAUUACUGUUUUGUGUCAACAUUUCACUGCUGACUCAUGUUGAGUUAGAGAGUCAGAAGGGUUCAGGUAUCUUUUCUGUGCAAAUGUUUGUUAAGUUUCUUCUUAACUGUAUCUUUGAUCAGCUAAAUAGAUUAAACUCCUGUAGUCUCAGUGUAAUACAUACUUUCCACUACAAAGCAUUUUUGUAGUUUUUCUCUAUAUCGCUCAGUUUUUUCAGUUUUCUUUUUGAAGUGCUGAGAACAAAACUGGACACAGUAUUACAUUAAGGGUAUGUCUACACAUCGCCCUAUGGUGACCUAGCAACACACUAUGUCACCAUAUGGCUUACUAUGGUGAUACCGCAAUCACAUCUCUACACAUGAUCACCAGUUACAUUGCCAAAGCAGCGCACUCCCCUGGGUAUAGCACGCUGUUCCGGCGACAUAGCGGGGAAAUCUAACGGUGCACCGUGUGCAUAGCACAGUAACCACCCAUACUGCGCUGUGCUUCAGUACUUCCAAAAGGUACUAAAGCAUGAUACCAUAGCAAUGUCACCACACGGCAACAUGUAGAUGCACUCUAAGGCACUGUAUAUAUACAGAGUAACUCCUCCCUUCUCUUGCACCAAAGGAUCACUUUAACCAUUUUAGUCACAGCAUUAGACUGAGAGUUUACAUUCAUCUGGUUACCUCUAGUAACCUUCAGAUUUUAUCCAGUCUUUCUAGGAUGCAAUAUUGCAUCCUGUAAUUAUAACCCAUAUUAUUUGUUCCUGGGUAUAUGACGUUUGCUUGUAUUAUAAUGGAGGCAUUUUGAUUAAACUUAGCUUACCAUGGAUCUAGACUGCUGCAUAUAAGCAACUUGUCAUUAUUUUUUUGUCAUUUCAUCAUUUUUUGUCAUGGGUUUUUUAACUUCACAUAUCUUCAUGUAAGGCUCAUAAUCAGCUGAAGAAAAACAUCUAAGCAGUUAGAGUUCAUAUGUGCCACCAAAGACACAGUGAUUUCUUAUUGAAACUUUUAAUUUAGGACUUAUAGUUAGAAUCCAAGAAAGGUUUGUUUGUUUUUUUCUUUUUAACAAAAGAAAUCUUGCAGCUGGCUUACUGAAAAUGCAAAUUACAAGGUCUGAAUUUUGCAGUGAAAUUGUGAAAUAUAUUAGGUUUAAAGAAAAUUUCCCUUCUUCCACAGAAUGUUAUUUAGAGCGUGUUAGUCUGGGAUGCAGUGGCUUGAUACUUUUGUAGAACAGUUGUUAUGCUAGUAUGAUACAUUCAGUAUUUAGUGCAAAUGUGUAGUAGCCUACUAUGUUAUAUAGCAAUUUUUGUUUGGGCCAACUAAAAUUCAUAACAAUCUGAGGCUCUAGCUCCCUUCUUUCCCUUUGGCAGUCUCGGCUGUAAGUGGAAACCUUUUUUUUUCAGAAACACUGAACUCUAAUAUUUUGAUGGUGUUUACCAAAUUCAGUCUGCUCAGCAAAUCUUCCUGCAUAGAGAGUUAACACUAUGAGGCAAAAAAUACUUUUAUUCUGUUUUUUAAAACCAAAAUCAAACCCUGAUACAGAAGGUCCGUAUUUUGUCUUUUUUUCUGACACUCGCUGGGUAAGCGCUAUAAGGCAAGUGAUGCCAUUUGUUUCUUUCCAUGCAGUGCCUCACUCAGUAGCACCCUGAUCCUCUACUGCGGUUCCAAAUUUUAUGUAAUACAAAUAUAACAAAGUCCAGGAAGCAUUAGGUUCUUUUGAAGAAAAAAAAGAGAGCUCCCAGAGUAUACUUUCAGAGCUACUCUAGCAGAGUUUAUGUAAACAAGCUUGUUGCAGCAGCUUCUACUGUGAUACCGUUUCUUUUGGCAUAUGGGUUUCUCUGGCUCCUGGAGCCACUUAGCUCUGAGACUGAAGCUAGUCCAUCUGUCUGUCCUUAAGGAGACCCUAUAUACAAAUUCCUUCAAUUAAUGAGGCUUGUCAUAGAUUAUAAAGCCUGACAUGACUCUUGCGAUUGUCUAGGCUGCCUUCCCACAUACCGCAGUUCAUAGGAAAUUCCUGAAUUAAUUCCUCUGAAUUAGAGCACACCAUUUAGAAAGAUACCCACUUGUGGCUUAAGACUGCUAGUGAGGGAGAAUGUACCACAGGCCAUAGUAACUUUUCUCUUGUUGGCCCUGAGAUGGUCUGCAGCUCCUGUAGAGGUUCAUUUCCAUCACUAUUAGAGAUGGUGGUGAUGGAUCCAGCACAUUGUGUGUACUAUUCCUUCCCCUCUCCUGUAUAGUGUUGUAGUAGUGAGAGAGACCUUGGCUUCCCUUCUUACUGAGAGUCUUGAAGAGAGCAGUCAGCCAGGAAUGCAUUUCUCAGCUACACUGCUCUUUCCAUUUUCUGGUUCCUUCAUGUCAGCCUGCCCUCCAUAUACAUAUGUCUGCUCACUCUAUUAAAAGGAUGAGGGGCUUAUCACAUGUCAUGUUGAUCCCUAAUAAUUGUUUUGUGGUUCACUUUAUUCCUCAGUAAAUAGAAAUUAAACCAAGGCAGUUUACUCUGAAAGAAACAACUGUUGAAUCACUAUGUUUUAGAUUCCACUUACUGUAAGGAUAGAAUAGGCACACAAUACAGUUACUGCAGGCUAACUUGACAUGGUAAAUUGUUCCCACUCCUUAGGUUGGUAUAAUUGUUUCAUCUGUUCAUAUCUUUAGUUCUGAUUCUUACUUCUAUUAAAUAGAACUCUUGCAUUUCUAAAUUUAGUUUAAAUUUACAUUUUCUUUAUUUUAAAAUAAUGAGCAGGCCAGUGGCAUUGUCUGGAACCAAUGCAGAGGAGUAAGCAGGAUAUAUUACAGUUAAGUCCAAAGCCUUUAUUGGCAUGAUAGGUUAUGCUGUGCAAGAGUUGCCGCACAGUAAGAAAACAGACAUUUAAAUUUAUCUGCACUAAAAAACAUCAGUCUAAUGUGCUACUUCAUACUUCAAAUUCUCCUCUCUAGAUUUCUUUGUAAAACCAUGUAGGAGCAACAGAUAUUCUAGCUAUUUACUUCAUUCUCCUACAUUGCAUCUCUUUUGUCUUAACUACCUGAUCCUUAGAUACUUGUCUCAGCUGGUUUAGGCCUUUAGUUUAACAUCAUAAUUCACAGGUAACCAUAAAGCUAGCAUUAACAACUGAAACAAAAUUCAUCUUGGUGCAUAGUUUAGCUCACAUGUAACUUACUUAGACAACAUCUGACAAGGACAUUUCUUCAGGGGGAUUCUACACUUCUCAUCUUUAUUCCAAAAAAUGUAAAAAUGCUGUAGUAAUUGACCAUGCAAUGACAAAAUAGAUUUACAGUUGUUUUGCUUGCUGGUAUUUGGCUCUCUGUCUUCAUGUAAUUUCAUUCCUUGUUGCAUACUUUGUCAUUUUCAUAGCUGUAUAGUAAUAAUCACUGGAAGCAUAAAGACAAUACAGUGGAUUCCGCUUUAUAGAAUCACUGGUUAAUAGAAUCAGCCGCUUAUUUAAAUCAAUAUGGGAAAACCAAAAACAUUUGUAUAUUAUUGCAUGUAAAAAUCGUUCAUAUUAGAAUCACAAUUAUUAGUUUUUGAACUCAUUGAGUUCCAGCCUGCAGGGGGCUGUGAGAGAGCAGGAGGAGGGCAGUCAAGCAAGGGGCACCAUGUGCAUGUAAAGUACUUGCUUAUCCAAAAUCAUAUCUGCUAUGCUUUCCUUUGUAGAAAAAAAAGAUCUAAUGUCAAGAACUUCGUGUUCCGUAUGGCUGUUGUCACCUUGUUAUUGUAUUAAUUGCAUUUUCACUGCUACAGUGAUCAAGAGAAAAAAUGAGCUUAAUGCAUAGGCGGAGCACUAAAAAAUAGGCUAAUUGUAAUACAGGAUGUAAAAGGAGGCAGUCGCCAACAUGACUAUUCUGUAAACUGUAUGGUGAAGCAUUGGUAAAGCUUGUUGCUGACAUUUAUUAGAUUUUCAAGGGAUGCUUUUGCUAGUCUAUUAUAGCAGCAAAGAGUUGUAAUGCUUCAAGAGACUCAGUUUUUUUGUAAGUUGAUAUAAUUUGCUUUCAACUGGUUUGUAGAAGUGUACUUUAAUGUAAUCCAUAAAAUGUGAGUGUUUGUAUACGUUCACAGACUGAACAUUGUACAUCUCUUUAAGCUAAACUAAUGUAAUUUGGAGCAUUUUUGGUGUGGCAUGUACAAUUGCAGUGAUCUCUUCCUAAUUUAGACCUUAUCUACCAUAUGCAUUCUAACCAGUUUUUGGACACUGAAACAAACUGACUUUAGUACUUAAAGUGCUAGUUUUUAGUUGUCACUUUGCUUCUAACUAUAUGGAGCACUGCACUUUUAUAAGUACUAUUAGCCCUGGAUUUUGACCCAUUUAUUUUCCCAUUAUAACAUAAGGUAUUAAAAUAUAAAGUGGCCAUCAGAAUUUUAGGUGAAGAUGACCACAGCCUGGUGCCUGAGCUCAGUUAAUUGUAUGUUAGAAAUCACAAAUUACCAAACAAAAAUGAUCCAAACAUAUUUUAUGUAACUUUAUGUAUUGUUAAAAACAAAAUCUUUGACACCCAGGCACAUAGUUUCUCUAAAUGUUGAUGUCAUCAGGAAAAGCAUGUGCAAGGCUUUUAAAAACACCAAAAAUAUAGGAGAAAUCUUUAAAAAACAAAAAAAAGAAUAAAAACAGCGCAAAACUAUGUAUUUUAAAUUAAGCACAGACCAGAAGCUGUGAAAUAAGAAAUGCAGUUAAAAUGUAUGGUUACAUAUGCUUGCUUUUGGUACCAGAAUUUUCCCUUUGUUACCAACAUAAGUAGGAUGGAGAAUAAAAAUUAAAACCUCUCAGGGUUGAGUUUGUUAGAUGUGGUAUCAGUCUAAAUCGUGCAUAAGCCAUUACAGUAAAAUCUGUUAAUUUGUCUAUUCUGGAAGUUCAAUUUAGAUGUAUUGGGAACUUAACUGGAAAAGGUGUUUUUAAAUGAAAGAACUAAUACUUGGAGGGAUGGAGUGUAAUGCAUAACAGCCAUUAGGUCUGCUGUUGAACUUGAGGAGCAGAGUUAAGAAUGUACAGCAUUUCUUUGGUAUGAAGUAAGUUAGAUGCACAUAUUCUUAACAGUUUGUGUGAUCUCCAAACAUGCUUUUCUUGGAGGAAAUUUAUUGGCAAAACUAUUUAAUUUGAUCAUUUGUUACCAACUGCUAAACAUUAUGCUAAUUUAGAAUGCUUGAAAAUAAAGUAAAACUCUUCAGUUGUAGCAUAUUCAUUUCUAAUAUACCCACACUGCAAUCUCAAGAACUUGAUAAUGUUUAGCUUCUUUAAAAAGUAAAACCUUACACCCCCCUACCUGCCGCAGGUGCAAAUGCCUUAGUUAAGAAGGCAUUGCCUUACACUCUAAUGCUAUGGGUAUCUAGAUUUUAGUAUGGGACAUACAUUCAUCCCAAUUUACUCGUUACUAGUUAAUCAAGUCUUACUAAGGCAAUAUCCCUUUUGGAAGUUCUCCCCUUACAGUAUCUGCUGGAUAAAACAGAAUAAGGUAAAUUGUAUGAUCAGUCUAAACUGUAAAUUGGGUUUCAUACAUAACUACUAAACAGCUUAUAUCAUAGCGAUACAUUUCAAACAAUACAAUAAUAAAUGUUGUUAGCCUGAAUGCUCUAAUACAAUUAAAGAGUAGAUAUAUCAUUUAUGUUUAUUUUGCUGCAGCAGUCAAGAUUUUUCGUGACAAGCCCUAGAUUUGAAUAACUACUUGCCUUGGCUUUGAUUGGAGCUUCCUGCUGUAGUAGGAUUUCAUACUGGUUUGGCAUGUGACUAGAUUUUGAUGCAAUUAAAAAACAUUCAGCUAUUAAAUAUUAGCAGCCUAAUAGGAAUCUUAUUUUUUUAAUGUUGUGUUCUAUAUUUUUAGCAGUGCUGAAACCAGGUAGUUAGAUUUUUAUUUUAUGGCCCAAGUGCGUAAAACCUGAAAAUCUUGGUAUAUCGUAGCAAUCAGCUCUAUUGCAAGGGCAUUUUCACAAAACACCUAUAUCAGGGGUUGUCAGCUUAGGGUAUGCAUACCCCUGGGAGUACUUGAGAAAACCCUAGGGGGUAUGCGUGGGCAGGGACAGAGUGCUGCCAUGCACCAUCCCACACUGCUGUGCAGGUGCCACUGGCCUGGCCAGAUGGGGGCGGGAGAAGCUUGCAUGCAGCAGCUGCCACUGCUCCACAUUUGGCCGCGCGCCACCCCCUGCUCUGCAUCUGGCCACCAGGGGUACACUGCUCUGUGUCCGGCCACACUGAUCUAAAAGGGUUGACAAUCCCCGACCUCUAUAAUUUAGGAACCUAGAUCCUGUAGGCUUUCAGUGGAACUUGGGCUCCAGAAAUCUUAACUGCUUUUCAAAGAAGUUCUGAGUGAGCUAAAUAGGUAGAAGUAUGCCUUUACUUAAUUAGACCAGGAUAAAGGAGAACAUGGAGCUGUUCUUCUGAAGAUAAAGUUUCUGUCCCCUAAAUUAAGAAUCUUCUUCUCUGACAAGUUAAAUUUACAAGUUCUUUACUUAUACCUCACGCGUGAAGCCCACAUAUAGUUUAGAGCAAAACAUUCUUUUCAGCAGAACACUAUUUCAAAAAGAAAACACGUCAAAAAAACACGUGUAGAACUAUCAGGGCAAAGAAAUUAUAAUGGCACACAGACAAUGUUUCACUGUAGUUUACCACAUUUUUUCUUUUUAACAAUAUAUUAUGUCAUUUCCAUUUUCAUUAAUUUUUUUCAAAGUAUUUUCACAGCUGCAUAUAUUUGUGAAAUGACAUUGAAAUGAGUCAAGUUUAUCAAUAACCUGUGUAUAGCAGGUCACAAAUUCAAACAUAUUCUUUCCCAACAGCACUUUUUCAGUAGGAUAUUAUUAGCUGAAAGGUGUUUUAAAGUCAUGGCAUGAAGAAUCAUAAAUGUAAACCCAAGUACAUUGUGAUGCUAAUUAACAGACUUUUUUGAAAUGUAUGUGAUUCUUAAUAUUUUUCUUAGAAAGUUUUGUUUAAUGUUAGAUCAUUGUUCUGAAGGAUAUUAGUCCUACUGGAAUUAAAAUAAUGGAAAUAAAAUGCAUGUGUUACAAGUAGAAAUGGUGGAGAAUUACAUGUGAACCUACUGUACGAUACUGAUUCUGUUUUCAAACAAUCUGUUUUGCUGUUCAAUAGUUGACAUAUAAAAAUGCAAAUGUACUGUAAUUUAGCACUUUUCUAAUGGACCCUGUUCUCACUAAACAAGUGAUAGGAAAUGGUUUUGUUGUAGAAGAUGUAAUCAUGCUUGCAUGAGUACAUCAAGGCUUUGCCCUUCUUGAUGUGUAAACACAACUUCCAUUAAUACUAACAUAUUAGCCCUUAAAAUACUAACUCUUUCUAUGCGUUUGUUAUACCACAUCUUAAACAAUAUUAUAAUUGGCCUAAGCGCAGUUAAAAAGUUCAGAGUCUCUUUACAUGAUCUUUUUGCAGAAAGAUAUUUCACUGUCAAGUAGGUAGGCAGGUCAGGGUUGCCAGGGACAGAGGUUGUACUUUCCACUCUCUUGUUGUUCAGAGAGCUGACUAGUAUCAGUGUGAAUUUGCCUUUAACUUUGUCUCUCCCCGAGUCCCUGAUGAGAUGGGAUUGUUUCUUGAAGGACUGGCUGCCUUUCUUGAGUCAAGACUUCAUAUAUCCCGACUCACAAUAUUAUCAAUCUUGUAUAGCACUACCAUAAAGAAAUGAAUGUGGAGGUGCUUAUUCCCAGCAUGUGAAAUAAAAUGCUAUGCCACUUUUACAUUAUCACCAGAGUGCAAAUGAACACAUGAAACCUGGUUUUCUAUUUUCCUCUUUGUUGUUAGUAGUAUCAGUGAACAUGGUAGUCCUGUUUAACAUGAUAUUGUCUGGAGGCCCCUGUUUGCUUGUAAGCUCUGAAAAUACAGAUGCAAGACUGGGGUAGAGCUGGGAUAUAACAAAGGAAUGAGUAAGAAGUGUCUGGUUGCAGGAGUCCUGGCUUACAAGAAGGUCAUAGCCAUUAGGACUGGUAGGGGUGAUGUCAGCAGGAACCACAGCCAGCAGAACAAACAAAAAAAAUCUAGUCUUGGAGAUGCUGCAUGGGAAGAAGCAGCAACAAGCUUCUGUCCUUGCUGGGUGUGUGCUCUGGAGACUAGUCUGAGGCAGAUGCCCAGGUUUAUGGAGUUACAAGGAUCUCUAUGGUGAUACAAGGGAGGAGGGGAGAAGAUCAAGAGUCUCAUAUGGGCUAGAUGAGAUGCUGUUUGAAUGACACAGACCUGAUUGGGAGAUAGGCCAAGAUGUUGAGAUGACAGCAAAAUACAAAUUUGUUGGCAAAGGGAUAAACUUGAGAGUGAUCCACUUAAAUAUGGUAGCUAUACUGGUGGACAAGGCAUCAUGAGAUAGGAUGUGAAGGAAAAGCAAGAUCAGGGACAAACAAAGGUGACCUGAGAGAAGCAGAUGAGAUGGAAGGGAGCAAAGGACGGAUAUGGAUGCGUGCAAACAGCAGGUACAAAAAUACUGUAAGGGAGGGAGGGCAACAAGAGACGUGCCAAUAAUAGCAAUAAAGGAGGGAGGUAGAGGUUGCAGUAAUGAAACAGAAUAAGAGGUGAGAGGUGCUGUGGACAAGGGCUGAGGUAGCAGCAAAUAGGGAGUAGUAGGAAAGUGUGAUUUAGGAAGGUAGAUCCACCAGCAGAGUGGCAGUUGUAGAGGUCCUGGCCAUUUUAAAUCCUGGUUAUCUGAAGUUCCUGUAAGCUACGGUGCAAGGCAGAAGACAGUGAUGUCGUCAUUCUUUGUACUGUCAUUUGGCCUUUGUGAAGCUCCAGUAUCCUGUGGAGUAGAGGCAGGCUCUCUUCCACUGUAGCACUCAUUUCCCUGGGCUUAGCUCCCUGCCAUGGAGUGGACACCAUCCUGCUCACCAUACACCAGUAUGUUAAAACAUAAAGACCUUCAGAUUCAGACUGAGGCAGGAUCUCCUCCACACCGGGCAUCUCAGAUUCAACAGGCACUCCCUCACCAUGUAGCCUCCAUGAAAUAACACAAAGAGUGGGUUUCAAGAAAGCUAAGGCUGGAGGUGGGAAUGAGUUCAUCUUUAUAUUUUGUAGUUUCUUUUUGUUUCUCUCAUUCAGUUCCUUCACCUCCAAAUCUGCAAGUUAAAAGUUUCAUAUUUGAUGCUGCUGAAACACACACAGACAAAUCUGGGCAGGCUUUCUGAGACCAUGUAAAUAUCAGACCCUGAAUUUCAAAGGAAGGAAGGAGAUAAACUACCAUCCAAGUUCCUGUCAUAGGAAAAAUCAAAUCUACAGCCUAUCCUAGUGUUAACAGGGUACAAGGUGUUACUUGUCACGUACUGUACUGAAAGGUUUCAUUGAUCAGUGACUGUAUUGUACUGUAUGAAAAAUCAUCAAUUGCCUUGUAUUGUUUAUAAUGGACUGUACCAUAUACUACACAAAUUUCCAUAUUCCAAGUUUUUCAAUGAUGCAUGUUGCCAGUUAGGUCCUAAAACUAUGUGGUGCUAAUUCUUCCAUAUCCAAUGGUGCUUUUGUGGAUGCUAACUGCAGACAUGCUGAACAGAAGCUUGAAGUUUAAAAGUCUUUCUUGUCUGUUUGUAUAAUGUAAACACACACACACACACACACACACAACCACAAUGAUGAUAAACUUGAAUUUGUUUCAAAGUAUCAUUGACAAUCUAAUGUUUUCUAUGUGUGCUUGAUUUGGUUUAGAAUUGGUUUUUUUUCCGGAAAGCAGCUGUGUUUCUACACAAUACAUAAUGGUAUUUCUUCUAAGAGAUGAUUUCACUUCACAGGGCCAAGAAUCUGUCUGAAUCCUCAGGUAGUUGAAGUUGGUUGACCCUUUACCUGCUUUUCACACGAUUUUCAUUCAUAUGAAUUUAGCCAUUUGUUUUCUGAUGUGGAUAGGGUGCACAGGCCUGAAAAGGACUCCAUCUCUGAAGCAUUAACAAUCCUCAUACUGCCUCAGCAUUGUGCAUGUCAUGUAGCUUGGUCUUCUGCUUGCAUCACAGUUGCACGAUUGUGUCUAUUCCAGGUCCUUACAACAACUUCAGUCUUAUUCAGAAGCAAACCAAAGAGCACAUAGUAGUGCACCUCUUGCAGCCAUGCAAAAGAGCUAGGUGCUUUGUUCAUUCAGUGAGUGAAAGAUGGGAAUAAGAAUUCUUUAGAGACUGCCCACUUAGCCAGAAAGGAAGGAGAGUAUUUUUGCAGGUGCUGUUUGGGUCUCAUGGAGGUGUAAUACUGGCAGCUUGCUCUACUCUGGGGCAGAAAGAGUGGUAGUCACUGCACAGUUCCCUGGGUGAAUACUGAGGAGAUGGAAAAUUUGCCAAGACAAAUUAGGAGCACAUUUUGUGUAAUGUAUAAUGAAGAAGUGUAAUAGUAAAGACAUUGGGUGGAUUUGUUGGCAGCACUAGAAAUUCACCCUGGAAACCAUUAUUUGAGCAUUGCAUAUAGGUUCAAACUUAUUUCUUCAUCAUGUUAAUGCUACCCUGAAGUCCAUUCAGGGUAAGAUGGCUUAGUCGCAUGUAAGGUCUAUACCCCCAGCUGCUCUGUCAUAUCUGAAGUACAAAUGAAGAGAAAACUUGGUUUUCACUACUUAUUGUUCUUUAGUCUUUGUGGACACGUGUCCCACAGGUAAAAAUGAGAAGCAGCUGUGUCUAGCUUGUAAAAUUGAUGGCUUUCAGGAGUAUCAGAUCCAAGUUGCUAAGUUUGUCACAGCUUUGACUGUCAAAUCAAUGCUUCUCCCAAUCUGUCAAAAUAAAGGCAAUGUCUUUGGUAAUAAUAGAUUUUUUCUUAUGAAAAUCAAGAGCCAGAAGCCAGGAAAAGGAAAUGGUAGAUAGGAGACUUAAAACUAACUAGAAAAGGAUUAGUCUUAGAACCAGAAUUACAAAUGCAUAGAAUUUACCAAAUCUACACUAGGAAGACUGAGUGUUUCCAUAGUAUUUUUGCUGCAGUUGUUGGACACAUUCAUUUUACACUAGUGUAGAUUUAGUGGAAGCUCGAACCACUUUAAGGAAACAUCCAUUUUCCUGAUGGGGUCUUCAAACUUCUCUGCCAGCUGAGGAGCCUAUAUUUUCUGAUUGUGGAGUGCCUUGGCCUAUUGGAUGAAAAGAAAGAAAGAAAAAAAAGACACAAGCUGCUUUUUUGGACAAAAAAAAUCAGAAUAUAUUUUUUAUCUAUUUGAAAAAAAGUCUGAUAUUUACCCCUGUUAUCAACUGAAUUUGCAUAUGGUUGUUUGCCACAAUAUCUGUUCUGUCUUAAAAUAAAUUUGCUUACUUGUGUAGUCUUAA
Messenger RNA from Alligator mississippiensis (American alligator), 20335 nucleotides. RefSeq names its product purine rich element binding protein G (gene PURG). Gene Ontology annotation, cellular component: nucleus. Gene Ontology annotation, biological process: regulation of transcription by RNA polymerase II. Gene Ontology annotation, molecular function: RNA polymerase II transcription regulatory region sequence-specific DNA binding; purine-rich negative regulatory element binding; DNA-binding transcription factor activity, RNA polymerase II-specific. The record is from RefSeq and is a predicted model, not a curated record. Lineage: Eukaryota; Metazoa; Chordata; Crocodylia; Alligatoridae. The transcript is spliced from 3 exons. The coding region runs from base 197 to 1042 and encodes 281 amino acids.